AUGGAUGUAUUUGAAGCACGUGCUGCGGCCGUAUUGAUCGACGCUCACCUACUAUCGUCGCCAGGUGCAUACGUAGAAGUGCCUUCGUCGCGUUUCAAGUCUUUGACUCUCCGAAAACCCACCCAAUCUUCUACGGCAAUAGGUAUAUUCACAGUGAUGUGCUACAACGUACUUUGCGAUAAGUACGCGACGAGACAGAUGUACGGAUAUUGCCCCAGUUGGGCAUUAGAAUGGGAUUAUAGAAAGAAGGGUAUUUUGGACGAAAUUAGACACUACUCUGCUGACAUCAUUAGUUUACAGGCAAGCAUAAUCAUAUUGAUUUCUGUUUUAGUAUUCUUUGAAGUAGAAACGGAUCAGUUUUACAAUUUCUUUUUACCAGAAUUGAAACAAGAUGGCUAUGAUGGUAUUUUCUCGCCAAAGUCUAGGGCUAAGACCAUGUCCGAAUCAGAGAGGAAAUAUGUCGACGGUUGCGCCAUCUUUUUUCGAUCUGCCAAGUUCGCAUUAGUAAAAGAGCACCUUAUAGAGUUCAAUCAAUUGGCUAUGGCCAACAGUGAAGGUUCAGACAACAUGUUAAAUCGUGUAAUGCCGAAAGAUAAUAUUGGUCUAGCCGCCUUGCUCAAAACUAAGGAGGCGGCCUGGGAGAACGGUAAGGAUGGUUCUAGUAUACCAACUGACUCGUCGGUGCUGGCCCAACCGAUAUUAGUAUGUACAGCACAUAUACACUGGGACCCGGAAUUCUGUGAUGUAAAACUGAUUCAGACUAUGAUGUUGAGUAACGAGUUGCGGUCUAUAUUGGACGACUCGGCUAGGACUUUACGGCUUGCCGGUCACCGUGACAACGUACAGUUGCUACUAUGCGGAGAUUUCAACUCACUACCUGACAGCGGUGUUGUUGAGUUCCUAUCGUCGGGUCGUGUGUCUGCCGACCACCGGGAUUUCAAGGAGUUGGGUUACGCGACCUCGUUACGGCGCAUGCCCGGCUCCGAACACGAGUUCACGCACAAUUUCAAACUGGCCUCCGCUUACAGCGAAGACAUCAUGCCCUACACUAAUUACACGUUCGAUUUUAAAGGAAUCAUCGACUAUAUAUUCUACAGUAAACAGUCAAUGACGCCUCUCGGUCUCCUGGGACCGCUGUCGCAAGAUUGGUUCCGGGAACACAAGGUGGUGGGAUGUCCCCACCCGCACAUACCUUCAGCAAUAGAUGAUUCUUUGGAUGCGCCAACGAAAUUUCUCUUCGUCCUCUUCGUGCAACAAAUCUUCGGAACCCAGCUAUGGAUGCUUUUGAUGUUAAAUCACUUAUGGAACCUUGAAUCCAUAGCACAGCCUUGGUAA
Diatraea saccharalis (sugarcane borer) is the source of this 1335-nucleotide messenger RNA. The record is from the annotation of a GenBank genome assembly. Lineage: Eukaryota; Metazoa; Arthropoda; Insecta; Lepidoptera; Crambidae.